CUCGAUCCUCUCCAGUACAUAUGAAGUUGUUUGGCGCUAUCCUCGUCGCGUCCGCUGCUGCCACCAAGCAGUCCGUGAGCACGCUCUCAGCUGACGAGCGCUCCGUGCUGCGCGCCGAGUUGAGCAAGUGGCGCAAAGAGUUUGGACCUGCCGCCAAGAUGCGGGGGCUGAUGCCCCGUGCCACCGAAAGCUUGAGUCCGUUGGAGGAGGAAAACGACGCGCUCCAGCGGUUCUACAACAACAAACUCGCGAUCGAAGAGGCCCGUCGCAACAACCCCGAAGCCACGUUCAGCUCCAAUCACCCGUUUGCUCUCAUGACACAGGCUGAGUUCAAGAAGUUCGUGGAAGGUGUGCACCUGGAGGAAAGCCGCAGUGCGUUCCGCUCGGUUCCCGAGGCCGACUUGAACGUGAGCAGCGUCAAGGCGGCGUCGGUGGACUGGACCACUGGCAAUUGCGUCAACCCCGUGCGCAACCAAGGCCAGUGCGGAUCGUGCUGGGCCUUCUCGGCCGUGGGUGCCGCGGAGUCGGCGCACUGCAUCGUGACGAAGGACCUCCUCGACCUGUCCGAGCAGCAAGUGACGAGCUGCUCCACCGAGAGUGGCAGCGACGG
Molecule: messenger RNA, 610 nt
Organism: Aphanomyces invadans
Lineage: Eukaryota; Oomycota; Saprolegniomycetes; Saprolegniales; Verrucalvaceae
Exons: 1
Cellular component (GO): lysosome
Molecular function (GO): cysteine-type endopeptidase activity
Source: RefSeq, a predicted model, not a curated record